Messenger RNA from Gorilla gorilla gorilla (western lowland gorilla), 2423 nucleotides. RefSeq names its product ceramide synthase-like. Gene Ontology annotation, cellular component: membrane; endoplasmic reticulum. NCBI's taxonomy places the organism in Eukaryota, Metazoa, Chordata, Mammalia, Primates, Hominidae. The record is from RefSeq and is a predicted model, not a curated record. Gene Ontology annotation, molecular function: sphingosine N-acyltransferase activity. Gene Ontology annotation, biological process: ceramide biosynthetic process; lipid homeostasis.
CCUUUAAGGGCCUCCCCCUCCCUCUUUCUCUGCUCCCCCCAUCUCUGUCGCAGCUGCGGCUGUGGCUCAGAGCUGCAUGGGGAGACGCCGCUGCAGGUCCGGUUUCUCGGUGUCUGGUCGGUGCCAUCAUUUUCCUGCCCCUCCCCCGUCCUCCCCAAGCUGGCCACUUCCCCUCUCCCUCCCCCUCCCCCUCCCCACCGAGGGGGCAGGGGGCUGGGCACGGAGUCUCUAUGAUGAUGCCAUGUGCGGUGUCUGUGCCAGGCGGCGGGGACUGGGGCGGCAGCGAGAGGAGGCAGUGGAGCCAGGAGAGCGGUGGUGACCGCUGACCGCUUGCCCGGCUGCUCCUCUGCUCCCUCCCGCCCACCUCCUUCCUUUGGGGCUGGCACCCAGACCCACCCCCACCCCCUCCCCGCCUCCUCGGGCCCUCCCAGCCUCUCACGUAAGCCUCCCCUCCCCACCUGCCUGGUGGCUCCCUCCCCUCCCCCAUCCGCAUCCUCCUCCUCCUGUCCCCUCUUCCUCUCUGUCCCUCACCAAGCCAUCCCCUCUUCGCCUCUCCCCGUCCCUCACUGGCCUGCUCCUGCUCCCCUUCUCCCAUCCUCCCCUCCUCCGUCUCUGCCCAGCCAGCCCCCUCCCGACUCCCCAGUUUCAUCGGACUCCCUGGCCCCAUCCCGUCCCCGCCCUGGCCCCUUUGUGCCCCUUCCCGUCGUUUUCUCCCUCCUUCCCGGGCUUGGCGUCCCUUCUCCACCCCUAACUCCUUCCGCUCGGCCUCCCUGCCCCUUCACGGCCCGCCUGCCUCCCUGCCCAAGUCCUGAGCCACCAUGCUGACCCCGAUGGUGGCUGGGGGGGUGGUGUUCCCCGGACUCUUCCUCCUCUCCAAGAACACGCUCCAGCGGCUGCCCCAGCUACGCUGGGAGGAGGCCGACGCAGUCAUUGUCUCAGCCAGGCUGGUGUCCUCUGUCCAGGCCAUCAUGGCCUCCACUGCUGGCUACAUCGUCUCCACCUCCUGCAAGCACAUCAUCGAUGACCAACACUGGCUGUCCUCUGCCUACACGCAAUUUGCUGUGCCCUACUUCAUCUACGACAUCUACGCCAUGUUCCUCUGUCACUGGCACAAGCACCAGGUCAAAGGGCAUGGAGGGGACGAUGGAGUGGCCAGAGCCCCGGGCAGCACGUGGGCCAUAGCGCGUGGCUACCUGCACAAGGAGUUCCUCAUGGUGCUCCACCAUGCCGCCAUGGUGCUGGUGUGGUUCCCGCUCUCAGUGGUAUGGCAACAGGGGAAGGGAGACUUCUUUCUGGGUUGCAUGUUGAUGGCAGAGGUCAGCACACCCUUCGUCUGCCUUGGCAAGAUCCUCAUCCAGUACAAGCAGCAGCACACGCUGCUGCACAAGGUGAACGGGGCCCUGAUGCUGCUCAGCUUCCUCUGCUGCCGGGUGCUGCUCUUCCCCUACCUGUACUGGGCCUACGGGCGCCAUGCCGGCCUGCCCCUGCUGGCCGUGCCCCUGGCCCCCCUGCUGGCCGUUCCCCUGGCCAUCCCUGCCCACGUCAACCUGGGCGCCGCGCUGCUCCUGGCCCCUCAGCUCUACUGGUUCUUCCUCAUCUGCCGUGGGGCCUGCCGCCUCUUCUGGCCCCGCUCCAGGCCGCCCCCAGCCUGCCAGGCCCAGGACUGAGGCCGGGGGCCGGGACCCUCCCCCUCCCCACCCCCACCCCCGUGGAGACAGGGCUCUGGGGCUGAUGGCUGGGGUUGGGAGCCAGGGUCCUCUUGCCCGGACAACCCCAGGACUGACGAUGACCCCGAAAGGGAAGAGGCCCCAUCUCUUGGGGACUGAGGGGGUGGAGAGAGGGGACCUCUUCUCCCUACUCUGCCCCCUUCCUGCACACCCCUGCGCUGGAGGAGGGGAGGGGGCACCGCCUCCCACCCACUGAGGGCAGGAGGGCUUGUGGGGAGGGAGACCAACAGGGUUUCAAGGGGACCAGGAGUCAGAAUGUGGGGAGACGCCUCUGCCAAGGCCAUCCCAGCCCCUAUGCUGCCAUCCCCCAGGGCUCCCCAUCACCCGAGAGGAGAGGACACCCCAACUAACCCCCGCUGGCCCUCGGGCCUCCUGAGUGGCCAGCUGCAACCACGGCUCCUCUCCAGGGUAGGCCAGCUUGAGGAAUCUUAUUUAUUUUAUUUAUUUACCCAAAUUUGAACUAGUCUGUUGGGUUGGGGGAAGGAGGUGGCUGCUACCCCCAAGCCUUCCCAGUGCUGACAACCCUGGGGGCAGGCGAGGGCGCCCAGUCCCUCACCAUCGGCUGCACAUCGCGCCCUCGGGCCCUGCCACGUCCCUGGUGCUACUGACCUCUCAAGGCUUCCUCCAAUCUGGGGUCGGGGGACCCUGGGAGGUGCUUUACAGACCGCUAAUAAAAGACAAUCUGCGUGAACGCCA